This is a messenger RNA of Amoebophrya sp. A25, 916 nucleotides long. The record is from the annotation of a GenBank genome assembly. NCBI's taxonomy places the organism in Eukaryota, Dinophyceae, Syndiniales, Amoebophryaceae.
GGAUCUACUGGAGUGGAACAAGAGGAUCUGCUUCAACAGGAUGGCGAAACAACAGGAACUGGAGCUGCUCCUGCUUCGUCGUCGUCCUCGUGGGUGGACUCGUGGCGCCACGACGGAGAGCGCGAACGCGCGGCAGCAUUUCAACGACGGCGUCCAAGGACUGGACCAGCCACAAGUCUGUCUCCAUGGGAUCGAGCUCAGCUUAUCGAAAACGGAUUUGCGGAUCCUGGACCAGGCAAAGCACCCGUGGCAAACAAUAGGCCGACUCGACGAGGGUCAGGGUCACCACCUCCACCGCCUUCUGGGAGGACUGGGAACGCUCCUCUUGCGGGACGAGGACGGGGAGGUACAAGUUCGAGUACACAUGGCGGAGGAGCAGGAGGAGGUUCUACAGGAGUUAUUCGCACGCAGCGCGCAAACCGAUUACAACACAGUCCACUGAUCGUUUCGACCACUGGUGCUGGUGUCGGUCACAAUAACGUUAGGGGGAUGGGAGGGAUGACGACAAGGAUACGUCGCGUGAUACUGUCUCCCGGAAGUGCCGAGGAGGAAGGAGUGGCGACAUCGUCAACUUUUGCGCAAGGCAGUCCUAUACAGGCGUCAGUGUGGGGAGGCGAAGGCGCUGCUCUUUUCGCGGACAACGAGUCGUGGGGGUUGCGAGGCCGCGCGCUCGAGGUACGUGGGCCCGAUGCAGAGGGAGCAGAGGCGAUUGAUUACCUGCAUAAGAACCGGACACUUUACAGCACGGCGGGUGUACUAGUUGGAGCAACAACAUUAGCCGGUGCUGCUGCUGGACACCAGAUUCAGUUCUUACGCGGCAAUGCAGCUAUUACCGAGCCGCGAAGUGCGACGGAUUCAGUACCCGGAGGAGCGCCUCAAGGCGUGUCGCCAGGAGCAAACGAAGGAGACGCGACAG